Emys orbicularis (European pond turtle) is the source of this 1638-nucleotide messenger RNA. It is a transcript of the gene FAAH2, whose product is annotated as fatty acid amide hydrolase 2. Lineage: Eukaryota; Metazoa; Chordata; Testudines; Emydidae. Bases 1 to 1638 code for a protein of 545 amino acids. The transcript is spliced from 11 exons. Gene Ontology annotation, cellular component: endomembrane system. The record is from RefSeq and is a predicted model, not a curated record.
AUGGCGCUGUCACGCGCGGAGCGCUGCCUUGUGUUGCUGCUGCGGCUCCUGUCGCGCGCCUUCCUCGUGCUGCUGAGCCUGGCGGCGCGCGCCUCCGCGGCGCUCGCCCCCAGGCCACCCGCGCUGCCCCCGCCGGCCGGGGCGCCCCCCGCGCGCUGUGUGCCACCGCCGGGCCAGCCGCUGCUGCUGCUGUCGGCAAGGCAGCUGGCUCGGCGCAUCCGCCGCCGGGAGGUGAAAUGCACUGUUGUUGUUCAGGCUUAUAUCAAGAGGAUUGAGGAGAUAAACCCGCUUGUCAAUGCAGUUGUCAAGGCCAGGUUCGAUGCAGCCCUUCAAGAGGCCCACCAUGUUGACAAACUGCUCUUGGAAGGUCAUGGAGAUGAAGAUUCCCUGCAGGAAAAAUUUCCCUUCCUGGGGGUUCCUUUCACCGUCAAGGAGGCUUUCGCGUUGCAUGGGAUGCCCAACACCUCUGGCCUGGUUAGCCGUCGCAACUUGAUCUCCACGUCAGACGCUCUGGUGGUGUCACGGUUAAAGCAAGCUGGUGCAAUUCCACUGGGUGUGACCAAUUGCAGUGAGCUGUGUAUGUGGUAUGAGUCUAGCAACAAUGUCUACGGCAGAACAAACAACCCAUAUGACCUGCAAAGGAUCGUGGGUGGCAGCUCAGGUGGUGAAGGCUGCGUCCUGGGAGCUGCCUGCUCCGUAAUCGGGGUGGGCUCAGAUAUCGGCGGCAGCAUUCGGAUGCCUGCUUUUUUCAAUGGAGUCUUUGGACAUAAACCUACCACAGGAGUGGUCCCCAAUGAUGGUCAGUUCCCCAAUGCUCUGGGGGUGCGGACGGAGUUCCUGUGCACGGGUCCCAUGUGUCGCUAUGCUGAGGACCUGGAGCCCAUGUUGAGGGUCAUGGCUGGGCCUGGAGUCAGAAAGCUGAAGCUGGAUGAAAAGGUGUCACUGGAGAAAGUAAAAUUCUACUGCAUGGAGCAUGAUGGUGGUUCAGUUUUCGUGUCCCCUGUGGACAGGGAAAUUCUUCAGGCUCAGAGAAAGGUGGUGGAGCACCUGGAGACUCAGUGUGGGGUCCAAGUUCAGCAUGUAACAAUCCACAAGAUGAAGUACGCUUUCCAGAUCUGGUCUGCUAUGAUGUCUUCCCGGGACAGUGAUGGGCAGGAAGCACAGCUGUUCACAGACCUGCUUGGAGAUCACGGGAAGCCCGUAUGGCCGCUGUGGGAGCUGAUGAAAUGGUUCCUGGGGAUGUCUUUGCACACCAUCCCUGCCAUUGCCCUGGCACUGACAGAGAAGCUGAUGAAACUCAACCCUGGUGGGAAUGCCAAGCUGGUGAGCAUGGGACACAGCCUGCGGACUGAGAUGAUGAACUUGCUGGGGACUGAUGGGAUACUUUUGUACCCUUCCCACCCCAUAGUGGCACCUAAGCACUACUCUCCCUUGGGGAUGCCUUUCAACUUUGCGUAUACAGCUGUUUUCAAUGUCCUGGGCUUGCCUGUCACCCAGUGCCCACUGGGCUUGAGCAGUGAGGGACUUCCCUUGGGAAUUCAGGUGGUGGCAGGCCCGCACAAUGACCAUCUGACACUGGCUAUGGCUCGAUAUCUGGAGAAGGCUUUUGGAGGCUGGGUUUGCCCUGGAAAAUCAUAA